Molecule: messenger RNA, 6119 nt
Organism: Mus pahari (shrew mouse)
Lineage: Eukaryota; Metazoa; Chordata; Mammalia; Rodentia; Muridae
Gene: Trdn
Product: triadin
Exons: 39
Coding region: 422-2545 (707 amino acids)
Cellular component (GO): sarcoplasmic reticulum; membrane
Molecular function (GO): signaling receptor binding
Source: RefSeq, a predicted model, not a curated record
AGAUACUCUGGCUUCAUUUUCCUCUUUUAUUUAUUUGCUUUUAUUUAUUUACUUACUCAUAUUUGCCUGUAUCUUUAGGGCUUGAGAGUUGGUGUGUGUGUGUGUGUGUGUGUGUUCCUCCAGAGUGCCAAAAGAAAAAAAAAAAGUGCUGAAGAGUCCAGGGCAGAUGAGGCUAUUUUUGUUUGAAGCUGAUACUUUUAGCUGAGCCACAAGUACUGCUUGGAAAGGGCUUAGGUUGUUUCCAGGGGGAGAACUCCGCGGAGAAGAGGCAAAGUUCAACGAGACAACAAAAAUCAGCCAGAACAUCCAGGAAAAGGAAGAGCCCUUGUCAUAACCCUCUACCGGAGUUCUCUAAUCCUACCUUAUUCUGCAAAGUGCCACUUGACUUGAACUUUUCAUCUGAUUGAUUUCUGCACCCACCAUGACUGAGAUCACCGCUGAAGGAAAUGCAUCUACAACCACAACUGUGAUAGACAACAAAAAUGGAUCUAUUCCUAAGUCCCCUGGAAAAGUGCUGAAGAGGUCUGUCACCGAAGACAUUGUGACAACAUUCAGCUCCCCUGCAGCCUGGCUUCUUGUCAUCGCUCUGAUUAUCACAUGGUCAGCUGUUGCUAUCGUGAUGUUUGAUUUAGUGGAUUAUAAAAACUUUUCAGCAAGCUCCAUUGCCAAGAUUGGCUCAGAUCCGCUAAAACUAGUGAACGAUGCUAUCGAGGAGACAACAGACUGGAUCUAUGGCUUCUUCUCUUUGUUAUCUGACAUCAUCUCAUCUGAAGGUGAUGAAGAUGAUGAGGAUGCAGAUGAAGACGUUGAUAAAGGAGAAAUAGAAGAACCUCCCUUAAAAAGAAAAGAAAUACACAAAGAAAAGGCUGAAAAACAGGAGAAACCUGAGAAGAAAAUACAAACUAAAGCUUCACACAGAGAAAAGGAGAAAGGAAAAGAAAAAAUAAAAGGAGAAAAACCUGAGAAGAUAGCAACUCACAAAGAGAAACUUGAGAAAAAAGAAAGACCAGAGACAAAGAUGAUGGCAAAAGAGGACAAGAAAAUUAAGACUAAGGAAAAGACUGAAGAAAAGGCUAAGAAGGAAAUGAAAGUUGGAAAACAGGAGAAAGUGAAACCGACAGCUGCAAAAGCCAAAGAAACUCUGAAAACACCACCGAAGGCCAAAAAGAGGGAUGAGGAAGAGAUGCCAGCUGUGCCUGAGCAGAAAGAUCAGUAUGCAUUCUGUCGGUAUAUGAUUGACAUGUUUGUCCAUGGGGAUUUAAAACCAGGACAAAGCCCAGUUAUGCCACCACCACCAAUGACACCUUCCAAACCUGCUUUGUCAACACCGGCUCUUGAAGAAAAAGAAAAAGAAGAAGAGAAGAAGAAAAUGGAGAAGAAAGUUACUUCUGAUACAAAAAAGAAAGAAAAAGGAGAAGUCAAAAAGAAAAGUGAGGAAACUACCAUUGAUGGGAAAGGCAAAGAACCAGGUAAACCUCCUGAAACCAAACAAAUGACCACCAAACUCACAACACAAGCUGCAGCUAGAAAGGAUGAGAAGAAAGAAGAAUCCAAGAAAAUGAGAAAACCUCCAGAAGAACAACCCAAGGGAAAAAAACAGGAAAAGAAAGAAAAACACAUAGAACCAGCAAAGACACCAAAAAAGGAACAUCCAGGUCCAAGUGAAAAACACAGAAAAGCAAAAGCUGAACGAGCCAAUGAAGAGAUUGCUGCUGCCUCAACAAAAAAGGCCCUGCAUGGAAAGAAAGAAGAGAAAGCCAAGACAGUGGAGCAAGAAAUGAAAAAAGAAAAAUCUGGGAAGAGUUCUUCAGAUGUGAAAGAUAAAGAAAUGAAAAAAGAAAAAUCUGGGAAGAGUUCUUCAGAUGUGAAAGAUAAAGAAGAGUCCAAAGGUGUCCCACAUUCAAAGAAAGAUAAAGAGCCACAGUCAAAAAACGAAGAGAAGUCAAAGUCACAAGUGAAAAAGGAAGCAAAACUAGCAUCAUCUGACAAAGGCCAAACACACAAACAGAACAUCACCAGACCAGAGCAAGUUAUUCCUCAUGGUAAACCAGAAAAAGCUGAACACCAAGGGAAAGGCCACCCAUCUAUAAAAACAGAUAAGCCUAAACCAUCUUCAAAGGGAACACCAGAAGUUCCAGACUCAGGGAAGAAGAAAAUUGAAAAAUCUGAAAAGGAAAGUAAAAUUCCAGCAAGACAAGAAAAUCUUCAGGUAUACAAUGUGACUAAAGCAGAAAAACCUGGAAAAAUACCAAAAGAUUCCAAAGAAGCACCAGCUUCAAAGAAAGAUAAAGAUUCCAAAGAAGCACCAGCUUCAAAGAAAGAUAAAGAAGACUCCAAAGAUGUCCCACAUUCAAAGAAAGAUAAAGAAGUAACUGAUGAUGUAUCUUCAUCAAAGAAGCAAACACGUCCCAUCAGUUUCUUCCAAUGUGUCUACUUGAAUGGGUACAAUGGCUAUGGGUUUCAGUUUCCUGUCACUCCUGUCCAUCAACCUGGAGAGAACCCUGGCAAAACAAACUCUCCAGGACAGAAGCAGCAAGAACAAUAGACACCCAUGCAUGACCCUGACAACUGCUUUUACAUGGUGAAAGUGGAAUGUUCUCUUUUGUCCACAGUGGCACAGGCAAUCAAAACUAUCUGAUGCUGAGAUUUCAUUGUAAACAUUUUGCCUGGCAUAAAGAGAUGACAUAGACAAAGGAAUUGACUAAUAAGCAAAUGUGUUCAGGGUCUAAUACUUGAGAAUUUUCAUUUGUGUCUGUUGCUAUAGGAGGAUACUUACAUUAAGCUCCUUCUAGCUGUUAUAAGGCAGUAUGUUCAUUAAAGUUUACUUUUAAAUAUAAUUGGCACAAUUACAAAAUGAGAUUUAUGACUUCAGGUAGGUAAUUUUUAAAUUGGUAACAGACUGUAUUCUAAUUUUAAAUAGUACAGGAACAUAUAUAAAAAUUAUUCUUCUGCAUCAUGUGGGUAGGCACAGCUUACCCAAAAAACCUAUGUGUAUCAUUAUAUUCACUUCUGUUUCUAGUUCAGUUAUGGCAAGACUCUACAUAGGUAUAUCUUACACCAGAGUGCUCUAAAUCCCUUGCAGUAUUCUUAAUGAUCAGAUUAUCUAAAAGAUGGGACAUGACAAAGAGUUAGUGCUUGUUGGAUCUUAUCUUUGAGGUUGUCUUGGGCUAUGCUUAAGACAUUCUCUCUUGUGGACAUAUACUUGCAGUUAAGCACAUUUGAUAAAUAACUUGUUUAAUAUACAAGUUAAUGAGAUAUGAAAUUUUCACAUUUCUCCAGAUUGUGCCCCAGUAAAUCCAUCACCUGGAUGAAGAUUUAGUUCAAACAGUAACUAUGGUUGGCCAAUUCAAACAUAGUUAUUCUUCAAUACAUACUUUCUGUGAGAGUAAAUGAUUUCUUUAUGAAAUGGAAACAAUACAAAUGGCAUAAAACUUUAAGUGAGAUAUUUUGGGCCUAUACAUGUUCAUCAGAUGUCUUACUUUCUUUUGGCUAAUUGAACAUUAAUGCCUGUUAAAUGAAUGGCAGUUUUUAACUUACUUGUCCAUUCAUCACAGAAAAUGACUGUUGAGAAUGUUCAUCUUUUUGGUAAUACAAACACUGGAUUUUCAUGAACUUUUCUUAUCAACUCUAGAAAACAUGAUUGUACCUUUUCAUCAUGUUUCUACUUGUAGCUGAACUUAUGACAAAUUAACUCACAAAACAACUUGUGUUACCAUUUCUGACACUAUCAUAAGCUCAGUUAAUGCUGAGCUACUGACUUUGUGAACUAGCUGUGUGAUUGGUUUUCAAGCACUGCAGCCAAACAUAGUUCUUGAGGUCUAAGACAAAAGUCCAUUUUAUCGAUAUUCAGGUAGGAUAUGGACCAUAUAUGAUGGAAUGUCGGUGACUUUUGUAAGAAAGUUAGCUUCAACCAGAUGCUGACAGACUGAAUUCACACCAAAAAAAAUGACAACACUACAAUGAACUAGAUUAAUGGAGCCAUUUGGAGGGGAAGGAGUACAUAAUUGACCAGAGCUUCAUUCAGCAAUUCAAACUUACAAGUAGAACGGUGGAUAACGUGUUCUACUUAGUUGCAGUUUCACUAAUUUCCUGAGAAUGGAACAGAGAAUAAAUGUGUUUUAAAAGACAUACUACAGAAUGGGUUAUCCACUAAGUUAUUAUCUUUCAAUGACUAUGUACUUAGUCUUUCUAUACUGUGUCAGAUAAUAGACCAUGUAACAUAGUAUAGCAAUAGAUUUUGCUUCAUGUUAUUCUGGCACAGUAAAUAACAUUCAAAAAAUGCAUUAUAUGUAUUAGGUCUGUAUCUACAGACUUCAAAGAACCUUCAAAACAAACAGCUCAGUACUUCACAGAGUUACUCUGUAGAUAAAGUGUCUUAAUAUGGGUUUGUUUGAAAUCAGUUUUUGAAAUGAUGUUUUUGGAGAUUACAUUAAUCUUAUCUCCAUAAACUUUUAAAUAGCAUCAUCUAAUUUCUUUAUGAAACAAAUUGACAAAAUAUAAUAAAUGUUAUUGUAAAUUUGGGUGUGAGUUAGAGAAAAAAUAUGGUGUAAUUGUUAACAAUAGUUGUUAAGGUUUGUCUACAAUUUCAAUGACUAGUAUAAUUUGAAAAAAUAUCUAAAGUGUCAUCUGUUAUAUUUUUACAUUAGUAAACUACUUCUGACUCUUGAGUUUAAUGGUUUGUAUCUUGAAAAGAAAAGGCAUGAAUAGUUAAUUUUUCAUUUUAAAAUUUCUUUCAUGAUUUAUCACAUAUUGGUCAAAAUAUGUAAAUAGCUUCUUUUUUUUUUUUUUUUUGCUUUGUCUGGUGGGAUUGAGUCCUCCCUAUUCCUACAUACUCUCAUCUUUUAUCCAUCUUGGUAUUUGAAAAUACUAAGCAGUAAGAACAUUUAUUUUAACCCAUUUUUCUUAGUACUCUAUAGUUAUAUAACUUUUGCUCAUCAUUUUUCAAAUAUAACCAAAGUUAUUUUGUGUGUUUUCCUCAUGAAAAGGACCUCUCUGUGGACCCAUUCUGAUAUAUUCUUCUCUAAACUCCUCAGGGAAAUAUUUCAGAAUUGUUACUGCAUGUGUAAGAACUCUGCCUAUUUCCUUGAAUAAUCUUUUUGAAUAAAAAGACAAGAUGAAUAACAGAUAUUGUUGGUAGAAAACUAAGAACUCAUCUAUUCCAGUUAACAUCUUCAGGAAAUGAAAAUACAAGAGAUAUAAAAUGAUAUUUUUUUUUAAAAAAAAGAUCACCAUUUUUAAAUGGGUCAAUGUAAGAAAUGUAUUCAGUAACUAGUCAUGUCUAAUUUCUAUUGCACUAAUAGUGAGUAGAAUUAAAAAGAGAGGCUAACCUUCAUAAUCAUGGCUUCAGAAGAAGAGAUAACUGUGGAUUUUUGUGGAACAUGUAGAAGUCCUUUCAAAGCUAGGAUUUGAACCUUAGCUAAUUCUAAUUGUCCAUCCUAACUUCUUGGGGUAUUUUUAAAUUUUUUGUAUUACUUGAAAAUUAUAUUUGCAUUGUCCAUGUACCUGCAUAAAGUAGUAUAACUGAAUUAAAGGUACUGCAGAAAACAUAAUCAGAAUAUAAAUCCCUUAGAGUUGAAAUUAUGGGAUGUCAUGGGCUCCACAUUAUGGAUACUGGGCGCCAACCUCUGUUUCUCUAGAAGAGCACCAUAUACUCUAAGAGUUUAACCACCUCUCUGUACAUUUCAGCUUUUAUAACAAAUGCAGACUGUUUUUUCUAAGAGCCUCCAAAUUUAUCUUUAGAAUCAUAAUCAGUGUUGUAAUCAGACUUACUUUUUUCUGCUCAAAAGCUGAGAAAUGUCUGUCAUGUUCCUUCUACAUUAUGUGACACAAAGAAAAUGGACCCUAGAGAAGCUAGGGAACAGAAUAGUGGUACUUUGUUUAUCAGAAGGUUAUGUUGUGUUAUGUUAUAACCUUUUGUUAUCUGAGUAUCUUUUUGUUAUUUGAAAACUCCUUAAGACAUGGGAACUCAGCACAACUUUCUAUGAAUUCUUCUUGCUGAGAUUUUUUCAGUAUUGUGUCUGUGUUCUACAGUUUCUUUACCCUUCAUUAAUCAUAUAUGCCUAGAAAAAUCCAGAUAUUCCUGAAGGAACUUUCCUUUGUGUACAAAAUAAAGAGCUUUA